Austrofundulus limnaeus is the source of this 2603-nucleotide messenger RNA. RefSeq names its product tumor suppressing subtransferable candidate 4 (gene tssc4). Lineage: Eukaryota; Metazoa; Chordata; Actinopteri; Cyprinodontiformes; Rivulidae. Bases 142 to 978 code for a protein of 278 amino acids. The record is from RefSeq and is a predicted model, not a curated record. The transcript is spliced from 2 exons.
UUAUCUUGUUGCAGACUCAAUGGUUCACCGCUAGGUGGCAGCAACGUGGUAGAAACACUACAACAGCGUAGAAGAAGAGUGGCUAACAGCGAGCUAGCUUUCAGUUAGUUUAUUCAGCAGAGCUGCAGCGGCAGUGCAAAGAUGUCUGAUCGGAGACGCGUCAGAGACCACAGCCAGACGAUCAGUGAAGACUCAGUUGAGCUGUCAGAGAGCGACGAGUCUGAGCCCGAAGAGCAACCCAGCAACGCUCCCUUCGACCCCGACUUGGAUCACAGCGAUGACGACAGGGAGGCCGAGGUCUGCACCUCGGCUCCUGCUCCCCCAGCUCAGAGCAYGUUCACUUUGAGCGGGGGGGGCUCAGCCUUCUCGCACCGCAGCCGCAGCAUCUUCGACUGCCUGGACAGCGUCGAGCGGCAGACCACCCCCGCCCCGAGCCAAGGGAGCGCCGCGGGCAGCAGGAAGACCAGCCAUCCCCCACCCACCUGUUCCACGCCGCCGCCGCCGAAGAAGAGAGGCGUGCCGGACUACUUGGUGCACCCGGAGCGCUGGACACGCUACAGUUUGGAGGACGUGCCUGAGAGCAGCGAUCGGGACAACAGGAGGGCAGCUCACCAGUUCCUGUCCGGUCUGCGGCGGGAARCUGAAACCGCCGCCCCCUGUGACGUCCAGCAGAGGAUGAUCUUCUCCAAACCUAAGCGGCCGCUGAAGGAACAGGUUUCCGCGCAGGAGUCCCAGCAAGGAAAGGAGAUGAAUUUACAGCUCAGUCAUCUGGAGGAGGACGAGGAGGAGGGCAAAGACAGGAAAGAAACUGGAGAAGAAAUCAUGGAGAAGAAAACAGAGAAGGACGSGAGUGGAGCYGUGUGUCCAGAGGAGSAGAAGGAAGAGAAGAAGACAGAGGAAUCUGGCCAAAGUUUCACUUCCUUCAGGAAGACAAAGCUGAAGAACUACAGGAAAAGCUCAGGACAAGAAGCAGAGUGAGUGCAGUGUGAGCCUGUGUCCAGUAAGCAAACUGUAAUUAGUGAGUCAUGAUCUCUGAUUCCUGAGAACACACCUGGCUGAGACACCUGUGCAUCUCUGCAGGCAGCUGAUGGAACUAAAUGACAGAUGCUCUGAACUUAUUACCUUUCCCUAAACUCCACCCCUGAGUGACUGACCAAUCAGAGCACAGCUGUGAUAAAGGGAGUAGAACUUUUAAAGACCUUCACAUUUGAAUCUGAUCAAUAUUAAAUUGAGAAAAAAAUUGUUGAUUUUUAUUUUUGCUAUAAACACAGAGCUGAAUUUUGUCAAACGGAGUUUCUGACACCUUUUAGAGUUYUAGGAUUUUCCCAACCUGCAGCUACGAAUGACUUUUAUUUGUUCACUGCAAACAGUUUUCACUUUCCCACCAGCUGAUGGAGCUAUUAGCUUAACAAGAGUCAGCAGAAAGGAUUGUCAAGAGGCUACGUCAAUAUCUGAUACUCAGUUCUGCCUGAAAGAAUAUCUCACAGUUUGAUCAUGUUUUUUUAGAAUAUGAGGAAGAAGAUGUAAGGUUUUUUUUUUUUUCCCCAGUCUUUUUGGGUUUUAAACAAGAAAAAUAUCUUUAUUACAAAUGUCAGUGAGUCCUUUAAAAUUAGAUUUAAAGAUUUUCAAAGAAUAAUAAAAUUUGUAUUUUCUUUGCUUAAGACUUUUUUUUCAAUUUGAAGCUUUUAAUUCCAUUACAAACCUAACAUAAMGAUCUUCCAGUUGUUUUAAAAUGGAAUUGUCUUUUAUUUUUAUUUUUUAGUCUGAUUACUUUCCAGUACACCCACACAGUAGCCGAUCAGGACRCCUGCAGGGUUAAAUGUGUCGUUUCAGUUUAUUUUAGCUUCUGUUUGACAGUUAGAGCUUCUCUUGUGUCGGUUAAUCUGAAGUUCACAUUAACAAGAAGCGUGAGGAGGAUGUAUAACAGUUAAAAUGGGUUUGUCUCUUUGUUACAUUUUCCUGCUGUAUUUUCUAUCAGACCAACAAUGAAGUUUAGUACAAUAUUUACAUUUACAAUAAAGGGUUAAAGUGUCAGAAGGAAUGCAGUAAUUCGUCUGGCCUCCCUCGUAGCUCAUAGCGUGGCCUCUUUUCCAGCUUAUUAUUUAGGAAAUUAGAUCCCUUCAAAACACCUAAAAAAAAUUUUUAUCGUGUAUUGUAUGUCAAGGUCAGUGCUCUGUUCAUUUGUGGGUGGGACUUCUAUCUGGAACAAGUCUGCGGGAUCAUUGGUCCCGUUCUAGCUUUAAGUUCCAAAUUCCCAAAGGAGGUGUAGUUUUCUUCGUGGUAGAACUUCACAUUAUAAUUUAAUGACAGUUUUUUGUGUAUUUAUUAAACAAGGCUUGAAAAUAUAGUCCUAUCUGUAUUACUGCAGCUUUACUUGAACAAGAUCUUACACACUAAGGGGUGUGCUUCAUUGUCGCAGCAAAUUUGCGAAAGCAAAUUGGUCAAACUGGUAAUAAUACGUAAACUUAAAGUCCUGGGAUGUCUUGUUAUUUUGUGGCAGCAGCUUACUGUUCUCUGUCAUUCUCAGAUUUUAUCAAUGUUUUAAUGAUGUAAACCGUCCUCAGAAAUAAAAGCAGAUCCACAUAUUUUCAUGUCUAACAGUA